AUGGGUCGCGCCGAGGCUGGAAGCACCAAAGCGAUCGGCAACAAGAUCAAGUCCAAAGGUCUUGGUCGGCUUCGAUGGUAUUGUCAGGCCUGUGAACGUCAGAUGCGUGACGCAAACGGUUUCAAAUGUCAUACCCAGAGCCCAGCCCACGUUCGCCAGAUGUUGUUGAUUGGCGAAGACCCACGCAAACACAUCCAGGAGUUUAGUGAUGAUUUCUUGAAGACCUUUGUCGAAACCCUCCGGACCACACACGGAGAAAAGCAGGUGCAAAUAAACCACUUUUACCAGCAGAUCAUUGCUCAUAAGGAACAUAUCCACAUGAACAGUACCAAAUGGCAGAGCCUUACGCAGUUUGCAUCAUAUCUGGGAAAAGAGGGAAUCUGUCGUGUCGAGGAAACCGAAAAGGGACUCUUUAUAUCGUGGAUCGAUAACAGCCCUGAAACCAUGCGCAAGCGUGAGGCAAUAAUGAAGAAGGAACGACAGGACAAAGGAGACGAGGAACGCGAACAGAAGAUGAUCAAAGAUCAAAUUGAACGUGCGAGGCGCCGUGAAGCUGAGAAAAAGGCUAAUGUCGAAGAGGACGGUUCGCCGAAACUACUGCAGCGGAACGGACAGAAAUUCACCAUGAAACUUGGAGGUAUCAAUGUCUCUGGUCAGGCUAAGCUUGAUGCAGAGGCCCCCUCGCCUUCGCAAGUAGAUCUUGCUCCUAUCAAAGAGGGUUCGACAUUUGCCGACACUCCCGCACCCACCCAAGCUGCGCCCGCGGCACCCAUGAAGUUCUCUAUGAAAACGAACAAUGCCCCGCGUCCGGGCAAUGUGUUUGCGAAGAAGAGUAACCCUCUAGUUGCUAAGAAGGUGGCACACACAUCUCCUUCGCACCAGAUGACGGAAAUCGAGAGAAUCAUGAAGUCUGAAAUUUCAGCUAAAGAACGAAAGAGAAAUCGUCCGGAUAUCGACUACGAAAGUUCCAAGCGUCAUCGCUCGUGA
Messenger RNA from Penicillium taxi, 987 nucleotides. Its product is annotated as putative C2H2 finger domain protein (Kin17). Lineage: Eukaryota; Fungi; Ascomycota; Eurotiomycetes; Eurotiales; Aspergillaceae. Gene Ontology annotation, biological process: DNA damage response; DNA replication. Gene Ontology annotation, cellular component: nucleus. The record is from RefSeq and is a predicted model, not a curated record. Bases 1 to 987 code for a protein of 328 amino acids. Gene Ontology annotation, molecular function: double-stranded DNA binding. The transcript is spliced from 2 exons.